Messenger RNA from Alligator mississippiensis (American alligator), 7358 nucleotides. RefSeq names its product solute carrier family 29 member 4 (gene SLC29A4). Gene Ontology annotation, biological process: nucleoside transmembrane transport. Bases 215 to 1801 code for a protein of 528 amino acids. The record is from RefSeq and is a predicted model, not a curated record. The transcript is spliced from 11 exons. NCBI's taxonomy places the organism in Eukaryota, Metazoa, Chordata, Crocodylia, Alligatoridae. Gene Ontology annotation, molecular function: nucleoside transmembrane transporter activity; monoamine transmembrane transporter activity. Gene Ontology annotation, cellular component: plasma membrane.
ACCGACCGGCCGCUGGAGCAAACCUUCCCAAGCCGGGCGGGCUGUCAGUCGCGGCGCGGCCGUGCGGAGGCGGAGGCGGAGGCGGAGGCGCUCGGGCCCGGGGGUCGCGGCUGCUCCCGGCGAGACGGCGGCGGGUCCCGAGAUGUCUUUCCGCCGGGGCGUCUCGGCGGAGUUUCUCUUCUAGCAGCAGGUGUCCGCGUCUAGGUCAGCAGCUAUGGGCUCUGUUGGAGCGGAUCGCUUCAAGGAUCUCAGCCCUGUGGUGACCCCGGAGGGGAACGUGGUGAUGAGCUUCAGCUUCGACAGCUACCAGUUGGAGGAGGAAGAGCUCCAGGCAAAGGGGAACCAGGCAAAGGGGGUCCUUACCUUCAUGGAGCCAGCUUCUGAGGACCCUGAGCCGCAGGACCAAUACCAUGGAAUUUACUUUGCCAUGCUGCUGGCAGGAGUGGGCUUCCUCCUGCCCUAUAACAGCUUUAUCACCGACGUGGACUACCUGCAUCAUAAAUACCCAGGAACAUCCAUCGUGUUUGACAUGAGCCUCACCUACAUCCUGGUAGCCUUGGUUGCAGUCAUCCUGAACAACGCCCUGGUGGAGAUGCUGAGUCUGCACACCCGGAUCUCCGUGGGGUACCUGUUCGCCCUGGGUCCCCUUCUCUUCGUCAGCAUAUGCGACGUCUGGCUGGAGCUCUUCACCCGCCGGCAGGCGUAUGCCAUUAACCUCAUCGCAGUCGGGGUGGUGGCCUUCGGCUGCACAGUGCAGCAAUCCAGUUUCUAUGGCUACACCGGGAUGUUGCCCAAGCGCUACACUCAGGGGGUGAUGACUGGUGAGAGCACCGCUGGGGUCAUCAUCUCCCUGAGCCGCAUCUUCACCAAGCUCCUGUUGUCGGAUGAGAAGGAGAACACCAUCAUCUUCUUCUUCAUCUCCAUCGGCAUGGAGCUCAUGUGCUUCAUCCUCCACUUGCUGGUGAAGCGCACGCGCUUUGUCAGGUACUACACAGCCUGCUCCCGAGAGCGGGGCCCCGACGGCAAAGGGGUGCCGGACCGGGGGACUGGAUACAGGGUGCACCACGACGUCACCACGGAGGACGUCCGAUUUGAGAACCGGCCUCGUGGGCUGGCCGGCUCCCCGACAGGCAGCCUGGGGCACGAAACCGAGCUGGCCGGCAGUGGGACCUACAUGAGGUUUGAUGUCCCACGACCAAAAAUCAAAAGGACCUGGCCCAGCUUCAGAGACAUGAUGCUCCACCGCUACGUCGUGUUCAGGGUGAUCUGGGCCUACAUGCUCUCCAUAGCCAUGACCUACUUCAUCACGCUGUGCCUCUUUCCUGGGCUGGAGUCGGAGAUCCGCAACUGCACUCUCGGGGAGUGGCUCCCCAUCUUAAUCAUGGCUAUCUUCAACCUCUCCGACUUCGUAGGCAAGAUCCUGGCUGCCCUGCCCUAUGACUGGAGAGGGACCCACCUCCUCAUCUACUCCUGCCUCAGAGUGAUUUUCAUCCCUCUCUUCAUCAUGUGUGUGUACCCUAACGGGAAACCGGCUUUUGGGCACCCUGCGUGGCCCUGCAUCUUCUCCCUCCUCAUGGGCAUCACCAACGGGUACUUCGGCAGCGUCCCCAUGAUCCUUGCUGCUGGCAAAGUGGGCCCCGAACAGCGAGAACUGGCAGGUAACACCAUGACAGUGUCCUACAUGACCGGCUUGACUCUGGGCUCUGCCGUUGCCUACUUUGCCUAUACCCUCACCAGCACGUCUCGCAGUUCCUGCUUCCACACCCAAACCUACAACAGCUCUUUCACGGCAGGGUACUGAGCGGGCGACGUGGCGGGGGCCGCACGAGCUCUGUGACUGGUGGGUCGGGUUUAUGGGCGUGAGAGCGAAGGGACCAGCAGAUCCUUGGCCUGGGAAGGAGAGAGGAAUGGGAAUGAACUGCCCUGUGUCUAAUCAGUCAGUUCCCAUUCGAAAUGGGAUCCCUGAAACACUUAAUGCCCUAAGAUGGAGUGACCUGCAGGUGUCUGAGAUGGCGAUGGGCUCCUCUUGAGCAGAACCCAAUGCGCAUCUGCACCAGGUUAAAGGAAGGGAAGGGAAAACACCAAACCUGGAAAGCAGCCCCUCAAGCUGGGAGUGACGUUGGCCUCCAAAGCAGUGCAGAAGGGUGUGGGGGGCCACGCAGAUCCCAAUAUUUAGGGCCUGCCCCUGGCUGUGCUGAAGCAAGCUCUGUCUAGGCCUAGCUCCAUCUCCAGCGGCGGCACCCUGCCCUGGUCUCGGGGGGCGUGGGAUAGCAGGUGAGAACUUCACAGAGCUGGCAGGUGGGCACUAGAGGGGAGUGGGCUAGCACGUGCCUGGUGUAACCCCACUCAACGCUGUGGUGUUAAACCAGGAAUAAGGUUGGCCCUAGACAGUGGCAUGUCCACCUUCGGGUUACUUUCACUCAUGGUGGCCUGCUUGGGCUUGGGUGGGCUUUGCACUGGUGGUACCUGGAGAACGUGCACACGGCCAACCGGCCAGCUGAGGGCAGGUCUAAAUCCUGGAGGACCCUUGCACCCAGGAGUCUGGCCAAAGUGUACAGCUGCCCUUGAGGAGGGGAGGAAAGACAGCCCUCUGCUCCAUCCCUGGAGGGUACAGCGGCAAAGACCUUCCCUGGAUGUAGUUUUGGGGUUCUGUGUCCCCCCACCCCAGCCCGGAAAGGAAGAGGGACGUGGUUUUGAUGGAUGCAGCGGAUCAGCCCUGCUCAUCCAUCCAAGACAACCUCAGACAUUUGUCCUGGUCCUCAGCCCAAACCUAUAGGCACCAGAGGGGAAACGCACCCUCUGAAAACAUCCCUGUGUACCACCACCCCAUCACCUCGAUGCGCAGCCCGGAGUCGGCACAGCCACUAUCUUUGUAGUGUGUACCACGUCUGGUUAGGGGGCAAGGGACAGCACUGCCUGGCCGUGUACCUGUUGGCACAGCUCCCUGAGCUAACACAACGUGUUGCUAGUGUGAACCUGCAAUACGUGUGUUGUGGGUUUGGGGGCGGAGAGGAGAGGAGCAGGCAGGGGAGUUGCAAAGAAGAACUGAAACGUGUCUACAUCUGUAGGUUUCUUUUCUUCUUUAAAUCCCCCUUCCAGGAGCUGCGGAGCAAAUCUGGCAAUACUCAGUGUUUUCCUUUUAAUUAAAAACAUUGAGCGUUUCCAGGCACCCACAUGGGAGAGCUUGAACACAUGAACCCAAAGGGCUGAGAAGAUCUUGAAGGAUCCCUAGUGCUGGUUUACCCCCAUGCUUUUAAACCAUGUUAUUCUGAACCUGUUUCCUUGACUGGGGAGGCUGGUCCAUUCUCGCUGAACUCUUGAUGGUCCCACAGCUCUGCCCAUCUCCUUCCUCCCUCUCUGAAUUGCAGGGUGGCAAAUAUUGUGUCCUUUCAUCUGCUUGAUAGAGCUAGAUGGUGCAGACCAGCCUAGCACAGGCAGAACGACAGAGAAAGCCAAGCUACGUUAGUUGGCCAAUUGAUGCUCUGCAGAACGUAUCGUACAGCACAAUGAUGAGAUCCAUCACCUCCCACCCCCCCCCCCGCUUCAAAUGGGAGUGUAGCUAAUUUUAUAACACUUUAAAUAUGUUUUAUAGGCUGUCAUGUUCCUUUUUAAAAAAAAUACAGGAGUGGCUGCAGAAGCUGUUUAUGGCAGAAUCAAUAGACUCAUUUUUCUCCCAUUGGGGGAAAGCAAAACCUUUUUGAACGUAGUUUUCCAGGGGUUAGUGUUUAUCUUUAAUGGCCUGGUUGUCUGCAAAAAGCCACAGCCAUUGCGCUCAGAUUUCAUAGACAUUAGGGCUGGAAGGGACCUCGCAAGAUCAUCGGGUCCAGCCCCCUGCCCCAAGGGGCAGGAAGUCAGCUGGGGUCAAAUGAUCCCAGCAAGAUAGGCAUCCAAAUGUUUCUUGAAAGUGCCCAGAGUAGGUGCCUGCACCACUUUGGGGGGGGAGUCUGUUCCAGACGCUCGGGACUUGGACAGUAAAGAAGUUUUUUUUCUUAUGUCCAGCCUGAAACGGUCUUCCUAGAGCUUGUGACAGUUAGACCUUGUCUUCCUUGGGGCGCUCUGGUGAGCGGACGUUCUCCCAGCUCCUGAUGCCCACCCCUGAUGUACUUCUAGGCAGCCACCAAAUCCCUCCUGAGCCUUUGCUUCUCCAGGCUGAAGAGUCCCAUGGCUCAGCCUAUUCUCAUAAGGUCUGUUCUCAUGUGCUCUGACCAUGCGCAUGGCUCCUCUGGACUCUCUCAAGCUUCUCCACAUCCUUUCUAAAGUGCAGAGCCCAGCACUGGAUGCAGUACCAGGGCCGAGUAAAGCAGGAGGACGACUUCCUGGGUCUUGCUUGAGAUGCAUCGGUAGAUGCAAGCCCGGGUGGUGGUUGCUUUGCAGCUGCGGUAUCGCAUUGGUGGCUCCUGUUCACUUUGUGGGCAAUCAUGACCCCCAAGUCUCUUUUGGUCGUGGUGCUAGUGAGUGUAGCGCUGCCGAGCCUGUAAGUGUGAUGCAAGUUUUUUCAGUAUAAACACUGAACACAAUUUAGGAUGCACCUAAAUUCAUUUAGGGCUGGUAAAUGAUGCUGGAAGGGCAGCCCAAGGAAACCGAAGGGGCCCUUUAGCCUGGCCUAGCUGCAAAUCUGCAGCCAUGCCAUGUCCAGCCAUGAGACUUGUCCCUGCCCUGGGGCACUAGCUGUAGGUGAUGGGCAAGUGGUGGCUUCUAACCCCUUCCCUCCUUGGCCUUGCUUGUGAGACUGACAGGGGUUGCUGAUGAGAGCACCCACCGUUCUUGUGUUGCUCCAUAGUGGGGGGUCUCCAAACUCUGCAGUGCUUGAGCUUUAUUGACAUGGCCACAAGAUGAUCAAAGCAGAGCCUCCGUUUGCCUCUGGGGCCCCUGGCAGCUGACCUGUGGCAGCUGAGUCCACCAGUAGCAAAAAUAGCAAUUAAAAACCAAUCCUAUCAAGUCCCUUUGAUGAGCCUUAGCCUCGCCUAGCAGCACUGGGCUGUGUUUGUGGAUCUGUGCUUUGAGCGGCCCCCAUGUGCCAGUUCAAAGCCUUGUGACGUGAGUAAUGAUGCCAGGGCCCUUUCCGUGGUUGGAGGCAUGGGUUUGCACCAUGUAGCCCAUGAAAUAAUGGCCCUUCGCAGUUCUUUUCUGCCCUGUCCUUUGCUUUCUGUGCAGUCGCAUGGUGUAUAGCUACUUAGGGGUGCCUCAAAGCCCUUACGUACCAACCUCUGCACUGUAGACCGCAAGGUCCUCCCUCAGCAACUGUCCAGACUGACUCUGGAAACUGCUGGGUGUCAAGGUUUGAGGUCAAGUCUGCCCCGGUCGCACCCCACAACCCCUCUUCGCAACGUGUUGAGGACUCGCCUGGGCUCAGCCAGCUAAAAACAAGACAGUGGUUCUCAGUCUUUCUGGAUUCAAGGCACCCCCUCGGUAGACGCAAAGGCCUCCUCGGAAAAUGCCAGCGCUUUAUGUUCACUUGUUUUUUGCCUGUGGAGAAAUCAUAUGGCAAGUCUGCUGGUGCAAAGAGCUCAGCGAGAUGCCAGCAGGUCAGAGCAGUUCUAGCACUGUGGAUUCCUACUGACAUCCUUGAAACGAUCUCAAGGCACCCCAGGGUGCUGCAGCACCCUGGUUGAAAAUCACUGCCAUAGGAGGGCCUCCUACAGCCAUCCCACAGUUCCCUGCCCUCGACUCCCAGCCCUUCGGUGCCCUGCUGCCUCUUCCUGCUGCUGGGUCGGGAUGAAAACCAAGCACACGAAGAGGGAGAAGUCGCGGGUAGCCAGAUUCCCAGAAAAGCUGUGCUCAAGGACCGGGAAGCAGGAAACAGAGGUGGGGAAGGGGUGGCUCAUGUGGUCCUGGCUGGUUGAGGGCAUUCCUAAAUGCCAGCAUAGACAAUUGCCUUUAUCUUCAGAGCCGUCUCAUUCAUCCCCCAUUUGCAGGAGCAUUUCUCCAUACAGGGCAGCCUGUGUGCUCUCCUCUACCAGCAAUCUGUGCUCACACCAUGGAGCUCCCCCUCCAGAAUAGCAGGCAUCCUCCCAUCUGCCUUGUCUAAUGGGCAUGAAACUCUUUCUCCCCGGAUCCUACAGCAGUGCCCGCCGCCAGCCGGCUGGUGACUGGGCCCCCCGCGGCUUAGGACCAGAGCCAGGAUCACUAACAAACUUGCCAGGCACUUCAAACAACCAGGCAGGAUGCAGCUGUGUUUGAGAUAAAGCAAUCCUAGAGAUGCUGAUAGAAAAGGGCCAGCAAGAGAAAGCCCUAUUGAGGGAGCCUGGACCUCUGUUGGCCGUGCCUUGGGAACACUGCUGUCUGAAGACCUGCUCAGCGCUUGGAGGAAGUUUGUUUUGGACCGAGCUUGUCUUCAGAGCUAUUCCCAGACCCAACCUCGGCUCCAGACACGCUGGCCCGGGCACCGAGGGAGCUUGGUUCUGGGUGCCCGCUGCAGCUGACCCUGCUCCAACAGCCCCUUGCAAGUCCAGGAAGCUCACGUCUGCUGUGGCGGGAGAUGAAGUCCCUUUUCAGGCAGGGCAAACACAGCGGGACAUCCCUCUUCAAGUCGAGGCUUGCUUGACUUCCUGAGCGCUGCGGAGCAAGUCCGUGCAGUUCAGAGGCAAUUCAAUACUCUGCAUAUAAGUUAGUGGCAAACGGGCACUGGAAUGCCCUUGGAAAGAGGCGCUGCCAAAAGGAUGUGGCUUUGCAAGGACGAGCAAGGGAAGACAAGCGCAUCCAUCAUCCCCCUCCUUGCCUGCACUGCCUGUCAGAAGCAGUAAGGAAGGGAUGAGCCAGGUGCCAUGCGCAGGGGACUGAAUCGGGGCCGUUUUGAGAGGCUGUCCAUCCCCAGAGGGUGCUGCUUGGGGGAGUCUAGUCUAGUCUAGCAGGGCAGGUAAGUGGCCGUGGGAUCCCUCCCUGCUCCACCAGACAAGUCCCCUUAUACUCCCCGGGUCUCAGGCUCUGGCAGCAAAGCAGGGGGUCACCCUUAACACCACGGGAGGGGGCUGCCCUGUCACAGCGAGGCUUGAGGCUUCCAGCUGGAUGGUGCAGCCCACUUCUUAGCUGGGCUGCAACAGGGCCCGGGCCAUGCUGUGCUGGUUGGGACAGCUGCCUCCGGACACUGCAAGAGAGCUGGGAGUUGGGGGGACACACAUCUCCCUGGACAUCUCUGGCUGCAGAGGCCAAGGCUUGGCUAGGACCAGGUUCACAGGGCUGACCCUCCUCAAGUGCAGCUGUGACCUGGGAGACUCUGCUCGUGGGAGGGGGAAGAUGAAGACCCAACUGGGGAGCAGGAGAAGCAGUUAAAGGGCCCAAAGAUGAAUGCAGCACAUGGGAAAGCUUGUCUGAGUCCAUCCCACCCGAGCCAUUGGGCCAAUAAAGUAUAUCACCCCCAA